This is a messenger RNA of Rotaria sp. Silwood2, 1401 nucleotides long. Lineage: Eukaryota; Metazoa; Rotifera; Eurotatoria; Philodinida; Philodinidae. The record is from the annotation of a GenBank genome assembly.
AUGCGAGAUCUAUCUCAUCAGCAGAUAGUAGAAGCUGCACGACGAAAAGUUCCUAUGAAUGCUUCACUUCAAAAUCGAAUUAUUAUUAAUAUAAGUGGAGUUCGUUUUGAGACAUUCAAAUCUACUCUUGAAGUCUAUCCAAAUACGUUGUUAGGUAAUGCAAAACGAUGUAAAUAUUAUUAUGAUAAUGUUCUUCAUGAAUAUUUCUUUGAUCGUCAUCGAGGAUGUUUUGAAGCUAUUCUCUAUUAUUAUCAAUCAAAUGGUCGAUUACGUCGACCGAAUUCAGUACCACUUGAUACAUUUCUUGAAGAAAUCACGUUUUUUGAUCUGGGUCAAGAUGCUCUUGCUCAAGUACUCAAAGAUGAAAAUUUGAAAGAAGUUGAAAAAACUCAAUUACCUCGAAAUCGUUGUCGUCGAGAUACCAUCGAUAUGCGAGAUUUAUCCCAUCAGCAAAUAAUCGAUGCUGGAAAACGAAAAAAUUCUAUGGAUAGUUCACUUCAAAAUCAAGUUUAUCCAAAUACAUUAUUAGGCAAUGCAAAGCGACGUAAAUAUUAUUAUGAUAAUGUUCUUGAUGAAUAUUUCUUCGAUCGUCAUCGAGGUUGUUUUGAAGCUAUUCUCUAUUAUUAUCAAUCAAAAGGUCGAUUACGUCGACCGAAUUCAGUACCACUCGAUACAUUUCUUGAAGAAAUAACAUUUUUUGAUUUGGGUCAAGAUGCACUUUCUCAAGUACGCAAGGAUGAAAAUUUAAAAGAGGUUGAAAAAGCUCAAUUACCUCGAAAUCGUUGUCGUCGGUAUAUUUGGGCUACUAUAGAAUAUCCAGAAUUUUCAUUCAUUGCUAAAUUGUUUAAUAUUCUAUCAUUAAUUAUUAUUUUUAUCUCUACAAUUACAUUAGCACUUGAAUCUUUGCCACAAUAUUCUCAAUUAUUAGAAGAUACAUGUAAAAAAGAAUAUAAUCAGCAUAAUAUUGAAAUGAACAAUGACUCAAUAAAUUCCAGUAACGUUCAAUCGAGUGAAGGCAUAUGUCUUUCCUAUUUUUCAUCAUCAUUUCAUCGAAUUCAGAUGAUUUGUAUUGGAUUUUUUACUAUUGAACUAUUUCUACGUUUAUUUAGCACACCAUCAUUAUCUAUGUAUUUCAAGAAAUUUAUGAACUGGAUUGAUAUAAUUGCUGUUGUUCCAUUCUAUAUUACUAAUAUUAUAAAUCUUGUUAAUCAAUUCGGUUAUCAAAAUAUUAAUAUUUAUAAUAGUUUUGCAUUAUUGCGUGUUCUUCGAUGUGCUCGAAUAUUUAAAUUUUAUUGUGUUUUUAAAAAUAUUAAAACUAUACGUGUUCUUGCUGUAACAGUUAAAGAAUCGAUGUUUGAUUUUCUUAUUUUGCCACUUAUUGUCGAACUACAUUUUCUAUAA